Molecule: messenger RNA, 1589 nt
Organism: Hyphopichia burtonii NRRL Y-1933
Lineage: Eukaryota; Fungi; Ascomycota; Pichiomycetes; Serinales; Debaryomycetaceae
Gene: FUM12
Product: Fum12p
Exons: 1
Coding region: 58-1524 (488 amino acids)
Biological process (GO): fumarate metabolic process; malate metabolic process; tricarboxylic acid cycle
Cellular component (GO): tricarboxylic acid cycle heteromeric enzyme complex; mitochondrion
Molecular function (GO): fumarate hydratase activity
Source: RefSeq, a predicted model, not a curated record
AAAAAACCAGAUCUCUUUUCUGAUUUUCAUUUGUAUUUAUCUAGAUCAUCGAUUACAAUGUUGAGAGUUCCAUCAGUUGCUAGACAAUUUCAAGUUAGAUCAUUAUCAUCAACACCAAGUCUUUUAAAGGCUGCACACAGAAUUGAAACCGAUGCUUUCGGUGAAAUCGAAGUGGAUAAUGCUAAAUACUAUGGUGCCCAAACUGCUAGAUCCAAGUCUAAUUUUAAAAUUGGAGGACCAGCUGCUAGAAUGCCAAUUCCAAUUGUUAGAGCAUUUGGUAUUUUGAAAAAAUCUGCUGCAAUUGUUAAUGAAGGAUAUGGUUUAGAUCCAAAGAUUUCUAAAGCCAUUCAACAAGCUGCUACUGAAGUUGCUGAAGGUAAAUUGGACGACCAUUUCCCAUUGGUUGUUUUCCAAACCGGUUCUGGUACCCAAUCUAAUAUGAAUGCCAAUGAAGUUAUUUCAAAUCGUGCCAUUGAAAUCUUAGGAGGAGAAUUAGGAUCUAAGAAACCAGUUCAUCCAAAUGAUCACUGUAAUAUGUCCCAAUCUUCAAAUGAUACCUUCCCAACUGUUAUGCAUAUCGCUGCAGUUACUGAAAUUUCCAAUUCUUUAAUUCCAGAAUUAACUAAAUUACGUGAUGCUUUACAAGUCAAAUCUGACGAAUUUAAUCACCUCAUUAAAAUUGGUAGAACUCAUUUACAAGAUGCUACUCCUUUAACUUUAGGUCAAGAAUUUUCUGGUUAUGUUCAACAAUUAACCAACGGUAUUGAAAGAGUUGAAAAAACUUUACCAAAUUUACAAUUAUUAGCACAAGGUGGUACCGCUGUUGGUACUGGUUUAAAUACUAGAAAAGGUUUUGACUCUAAAAUUGCUGAAGAAGUUUCUAAAUUAACUGGUUUACCAUUUAAAACCGCUCCAAAUAAAUUUGAAGCUUUAGCUGCUCAUGAUGCUGUUGUUGAAGCUUCUGGUGCUUUAAACACUGUUGCUGUUUCUUUAUUCAAAAUCGCUAAUGAUAUCAGAUACUUAGGUAGUGGUCCAAGAUGUGGUUAUGGUGAAUUAAGUUUACCUGAAAACGAACCUGGUUCUUCUAUUAUGCCUGGUAAAGUUAACCCAACUCAAAAUGAAGCUUUAACCAUGGUUGCUGCUCAAGUUAUGGGUAACCACACUGCCAUUACCUUCUCUGGUGCCUCUGGUCAAUUCGAAUUAAAUGUUUUCAAACCAGUCAUGAUUGCAAACUUAUUAUCUUCAAUUAGAUUAAUUGCUGAUGGUGCUGCUUCUUUCAGAGAACACUGUGUUGUUGGUAUUAAAGCUAACGAAGCUAAAAUCUCUCAAAUCAUGAAUGAAUCUUUAAUGUUGGUUACUGCUUUAAACCCAAAGAUUGGUUACGAUAAUGCUUCUAAAGUUGCUAAAAAUGCUCAUAAAAAGGGCUUGACUUUGAAACAAUCCGCUUUAGAAUUGGGUGUCAUCAGCGAAGAAGACUUUGAAUUCUGGGUCAGACCAGAAAACAUGAUUGGUCCAAAAGAUUAAUCAAAUCAACUAUUCAAUUGCUUAUUUAUAUAAGUAUAUAAAAAGAAAAUAGAACAAAUAUAACG